AUGUACUAUACUGCCGUGAGAGCUGAGAGGCUUGUGGAAAAAGGAAAUAACGUGACAAUUUACUCGAUGCUACAUAAGUCAAUUGGUCCACUUGGUAAAGGAGUGAAUACUCUCGAGACUGUACUUAGACCAGAUCAGCCCACGAGAGAUCAACAAACGGUGGACACGCUUUUUUGGAAUUUUGAGAUGAAGCCGGAAAUUUUUGAAUCGCCGCAUAAGAUUAGCUACGAUUAUAUGAUGUAUUCACUGGAAGACGAGACUUUUCAAAAAGUCAUGGAUACUCAAUGGGAUGUUGUCAUUUUGGACGAGCUGUUCGCAGUUGCUCAAGGAGCCAUGGCAUUGGCUUUACGUGAAAGAUACGGAACAAAGCUUGCCACUUUUGCGACCACAGCUUUUCAAGCAGUUAAACGCUUUUCAAUUGCAGAUUUCUCUAACCAGUACAGCGUUUACAGAGGAUUCUCACGCAAUCCUAUCAUAACCCCAGACUACUAUACAAAAGGUUAUAACAUGAUGAGCUUCGAUGUGACGAACUUCUUUAUUCGACUGGCUUCCAUACGGGAUCUGAUCUACGAGCAGUACUACAUCGUGAUCGCAUGUAAUCGAUGGCUUAAAAAAGCUGGUGAAGUACUGAACGUCUACAACUCCUAUGAUACCAUUUUCGAGGCGUCCCAUGCCAGUUUGACGGAUUUCCCAUCAGGCUAUGGCUACCCCUCCCCCAUAGGAACAGAUCUGAUUCACGUCGGCGAAUAUUGUCAAGAAUCGAAAGAGCUUCCGCCAGGUUUGAAGAGCUUUGUGGAGGAUCCAACUUCAAAAGGAACGAUAUACAUAGCUUUUGGGUCGCUUGUCAACUGGAAUGCGGCCAAACCAGAGAUCAUAUCCACGUUUUUCGAUGCUCUGAAUAUCUUCAGUGACUACAGAAUCAUAUUUAGCUAUGCAGGGCCAGAGGUGAAGGACAAAAAGCCGCAUGUGAAACUUCUUCGAUGGGCACCACAAAACGACAUACUCGCUCAUAAUAAAACUGUUUUAUUUUUUACCCAUGGUGGAUUGAAAAGUAUAAAAGAAGGUAUAUGCUCGAAUACCCCCAUGCUUUUCUUACCUUUCUUCGCGGAUCAACCUCGAAAUGCUCUUUUCGCUCGUCGUCUGGGUAUCGCUGAUGUGAUCUAUAAAAUGAACAUAACGAGAGAGGAACUUAGUUCAAAAAUCAAUCGAGUGCUUACGGAUACUAGCUUCGCAAUCAACACUCGAAAGCUUCAUCGUCAAUUCCUGGAUCAUGUCAUGGACCCACUUGACUACGGAUCUCGAUGGAUAGAUCGUGUCGGAAAAAUCCAGGAUGAACAAUGCGUGUACUACAAAAAUCGAGGACGUCUACUCUCAUGGAUCUCAUACUUGUAUAUCGACUUUCUUGUUGUUGUUGUUUUGAUGUUGAGUAUUUUAACAUAA
Haemonchus placei is the source of this 1440-nucleotide messenger RNA. The record is from the annotation of a GenBank genome assembly. NCBI's taxonomy places the organism in Eukaryota, Metazoa, Nematoda, Chromadorea, Rhabditida, Trichostrongylidae.